Molecule: messenger RNA, 1095 nt
Organism: Striga asiatica
Lineage: Eukaryota; Viridiplantae; Streptophyta; Magnoliopsida; Lamiales; Orobanchaceae
Source: the annotation of a GenBank genome assembly
CAUAAGUUAAAGCCACAAAGGCCAGAGGGGAGAUUAUACAUUGCUAGUUUAGAUUAUUCUUGCUCUUUAUUCAUUUUCGCUAUGCGACUUUGCGCAAAUAUUUCCAGGGCCCAAACGGUCCCAGCUUUGUACGUGUUUGGGGACUCGCUUGUAGAUGUUGAGAACAAUAAUUACUUGCCACUAACUAUUGUUAAAGCCAAUUUUCCACACAAUGGGAUUGACUUUCCAAGUGAGGAGGCAACCGAGAGAUUUUCCAACGGCAAAAAUGCAGCAGAUAUCAUAGCCGGAAAAUUGGGAUUACCAACACCCCUUCCAUACCUUUCCCAGACAGACAAUGUGUUUCUCAAAGGUGCAAGCUUUGCUUCAGGGGGAGCUGGAGUGUUCAACACCACGGACGAAGGCCUCAUUAAGCAUACAAUCCCAAUGGCUCAUCAAGUGGAACAUUUCUCUACCGUGUGCCAAAGGCUAGAGAAUGAAUUGCGGUCGCGUGCUGCAGUGCAGAAGCACUUGGCCAAACCACUCUUUCUCCUUGUAAUCGGCAGCAAUGACAUAAUUAACCAUUUCAAAUUGGGAUUGUAUGCUUCAUCGGAGGAUUACACUCCCCAGCAAUAUGUGACUCUAAUGGUUUCCACCCUCAAACAACAACUCAAGGGUAUAUAUGAUAUUGGAGGGCGCAAAUUUUUAGUUUUCGGUAUAGCCCCAAUAGGAUGCGCACCAAGGUUUAGAUUUGAGGAUGUAAGCAACGAAUGCAAUGAACAAGUAAAUUACUGGGCAAAGAAGUACAAUGAGAAACUCACACAAAUGCUGGCCCUACUGCACUUGGAGGUCAAUGAAUUUUGCUAUUUAUACUUUGACGCGUACGGCAUUUUCCUCGACUUCAUUCAGAGACCAGAGUCCUACGGAUUCAUUGAGACAAAAGCUGCUUGCUGCGGGCUGGGCCGAUUGCGGGCCAAGUUACCUUGCACACCACUUGCUUUGGUUUGUUCGAACAGAAAUGCUACCUUUUUUGGGAUGUGUACCAUCCUACAGAGGCAGCCGCUCUCAUAUUCAUUGAAAAGCUUUUCGGUGGUUCCAAAGAUCAUGUAUUCCCCAUGA